Sciurus carolinensis (gray squirrel) is the source of this 1843-nucleotide messenger RNA. RefSeq names its product alanine and arginine rich domain containing protein (gene Aard). The transcript has 2 exons. The coding region runs from base 401 to 883 and encodes 160 amino acids. NCBI's taxonomy places the organism in Eukaryota, Metazoa, Chordata, Mammalia, Rodentia, Sciuridae. The record is from RefSeq and is a predicted model, not a curated record.
ACAGUGCUUGACAGAUGGAAAGGCAGAAAGUGCUUUAAAGGAACGACGAAGUCAAUAUCAAGGCACCUGGGAAGGCUUCGUGUCAGAAUAUUCUGUCUUCUCAUCUUCCACCUAUGUGGACCGCUCAGUCUUCAGGCUUCCUCCAUAGAAAGACUCUCCACAGAGCAAGAAACAAUGACCCACUCUCCUUUCUUUGUUGCAAAAGAAGGAGAAAGGACAGAGACAGGACUGGGAACAAAGGGCCCUCUGAGUGGCUGAGCAGUGAGAUCGUCCUGCUUCUCCAGGGGUCUUGCGGGUACUGUUCAUUGCCCCCGCCCCUGUCCUGACCCGCCCUAAAGCUCAAACUUGCAAACAAAUUGCCAGCAAAAGCGCUGGAGGAGGGGGACUCGGCAUCUCCGCGAUGGGUUCCGGGACUACGGUCUCGGCAGAUAGAGAAUGUUCCGGAGACCCCAUGGAGUCACCAGCAGAGCUCAACUGUGGUCGCCAACCCUUGGUUCCGGGGACUGCCCAGGAAGAGGCUCCGGCUGCUAACCCGCUGCUGGAGGACCUGCGGCGGCGGCUGAUGCGCGCCUUGCAGCGGACUGUGGCGCGCUGGGGCUCGCGGCGCGCUCGGGAGGCCGCCUCGGCGGCGGAGGCGGCAGCAGAGGCAGCCGCGCUGGAGGAGCAGAGUCGGGCGCGCGUCGAGAGCGCUCUGGGCCGGCUGCGCGCAGAGCUGCUGGAAAUGCGUUUUCAAAACCAUCAGCUGGCCAGAACUUUACUGGAUUUAAACACGAAAAUGCAGCAACUGAAAACAGAGCAUGAACUGGAAAUUGCAUCAGAAUCUCAAUCCCUAGAAGAUAAUGCUGUGAAUCAGGAGCAUGAAAGUGCUCACUUGAAAAUCUGAACCCUUAACAUAACAUAGAUAAUGCUGACAUGAUUCUAACAGUAACAUUAUGUGUGCUUGGUAUGAGCUCCGAGGACAAUUUGUAGACCAAAAAUUUGGAUGCCAAAGAGAAGUACAAAAAACAUCAAAGAGAGGGGACAGAGAAAAAUGGUGCCUUAAUAAAUUCCAAAAGUAUUUAUUCAUUGUUUGGCCUGUUUUCCACAAGAAGGGGGAAAAAAUGAGGAAAGUCUCACAGAUACCUUAACCAAUUUCUAAUCUUUCCUCUUUUGUUAUCUUCCUUUUGGGGUUUUGCCUGAACUUGUUGCUGGCUUUUGUCUUGCUUCUUUAUUUAUUCUUGGUAUGUAGCCCAGUAGCCUGUUUGAUGUUCUGCGCUCCCCUCUUUUUGGAGAAUCACUUCUGCCUGGAAUCUGACCAUGCCCUCCCGGUGGUUUGCCAUUGAGAAUGUCCCAUCUCCUUGGAUAUUGUUGUGCAGAUCAAGGCAAGCAGACCAGGUUGUCCCAGGAUUUUUUCAAACCGGUGCAAAGGGAGCAAUAAUUAUUCCCUGAAUCUAUGGGACAAGGAACUUUGAGGCUACUGUGGUCACCAAGCUAGAAAACCUAGACUCUAUAGAUGGGGGUUGAAACUGAACCACUGAGUUCAAAAGGAGAGGGAGACUCUUGUGUUCCUUGUCCCUGAGAUCAUGCUUGCUGUCCUUUAGGUACAUGAAAUACUCUCAAUUAUACUCAAAAUUAUAUUUCAAAACAGAUUUCCUAUGUUUCUUCCUUUUCAUAAACUAUCCUUUUACCUAAGUUGAUUCAAGUUGGAGUUUCAUGACGUGUAUACAAAAAAGUUCCCUAACUAAUGCAAUUCUUUUGUUUAGUUUUUAGUAGUUAAAAUAGUUCUUAUUGUUGCAUUAGAAUUUCUAAAUGUACCCUAAAAGUGCUCUUUUUAUUGCUAAAAUUAAACAAUAAAAAAUAGUUG